Tetranychus urticae (two-spotted spider mite) is the source of this 1124-nucleotide messenger RNA. RefSeq lists its product as uncharacterized. The record is from RefSeq and is a predicted model, not a curated record. NCBI's taxonomy places the organism in Eukaryota, Metazoa, Arthropoda, Arachnida, Trombidiformes, Tetranychidae.
GGAUCUGCUGAUUUAUUCUGAAAUUCAAGUUUUCAAUGCAAUCAUGAGAUGGAUCAAUUGGAAAACUGGUUCUAGAAAGUGUUAUCUCGUUAGGCUGUUAAAACUAGUUCGCUGGUGUCAUUUGGACGCGCAAGAUUUAUCUAAAAUUAAAGAAAAUGGGCUGUUAAAAAAGCUUCAGGUUUCGAGCCAGUAUUUUGUACUCCUCGAAAGGUUAAUUGUGAUUGCACACGCAACCGAACCAAACAAAACUAUUUUAUCAUGAUUGAGGAAUUGGAUGGCAAAGAUUUGGGAAUCAAAGUACUUGACAAUAAAUUUGUGCAACUGAUGAACCGAGUCAUGAAAUUGGAUGAAUCAAUGUCUUUGCGAAUUUUUCAUGAUGAACAUAUUUCUGAUAUUCUUUUUGAUUCCGGGAGAAAAGUGAUUCGAAUAGAUUGGAAUCAAAAUAAAUAUAAACUAUUUGAUUCGGUAAUCCCCUAUUAUGAAGCAUUGCAUGCACUUAUCAUUAGAAGUGAUUUCACUGAGUAUGAUGGCCUUGAAAGGAUUACGGACGUUUUAAAAAGCAAAAGAGUUUAUGGAAACUUAUUUAGUGAAGGAAGUGAAAAGUUUAUUUUGGUUUGUGGCCAAUAUGAUGGUCUGUUUUAUUCGUUAACACCAAAACCUGAAAGUAUGAUAAAAUCAAGUUGCCCUGACAGUUUUUUGGCAACAGUUUUGGACAAUAAUAUAUACAUGCUAUCAUCUGAUCUUGAAUUCAUCGAGUUUAAAAUUGACAGUAUCAAUAAUACACUUAAGAGAACUUAUGUUCAUCACCUUUGGAGCAAGAAAUUCAAAUAUGUAAAUUUGAUUUUAACUUCAAGCCCUGCUUAUGAUGAUCGAGUUAUAUUGAUUGAUAAAAUCACAAAAGAUUUUUUUAUUUUCAAUAUCAACACUCGAAAAUGGAGUUCCGCCAUUCGAAUGACUAACUGUUUCUCUGAUGAUAAGCAAAAAGGGUCCAAUAAGCUGUUCACUUUCACUUCAGCUUUUAUUCCGUGGAACUUGAUCAGCACUUACAUUAAUCUUAAACCAUCUAAAAAGUUUAAACCGAACCAUUAAAUAAUGAACUGUCGAAGCAACUAAAUUAUAAAAUU